This is a messenger RNA of Moesziomyces antarcticus, 1629 nucleotides long. RefSeq names its product tRNA modification GTPase TrmE. Gene Ontology annotation, molecular function: protein binding; GTPase activity; GTP binding. Gene Ontology annotation, biological process: tRNA wobble uridine modification; tRNA methylation. Lineage: Eukaryota; Fungi; Basidiomycota; Ustilaginomycetes; Ustilaginales; Ustilaginaceae. Gene Ontology annotation, cellular component: mitochondrion; cytoplasm. The record is from RefSeq and is a predicted model, not a curated record. The coding region runs from base 1 to 1629 and encodes 542 amino acids. The transcript has a single exon.
AUGGUCCUGCGGUGCCGUGGCUGGCGCAUAGGCCCUAUCGGUGCCGCUCGCCAAUGCACACGGCCUCACUCGACGCGGGCAGUCCGUACCGCCGUCCUGCAAGCUGAGCAUCGCGCUCCACCGAUCCUCGACUCGGGCGCCAUCGCCUCGCGCACGUCUAUCCGCACACUCGCCUCGAGCUCCCGCACAUCGUCGCGGCCAAACGAUACGAUCUACGCGCUGGCGACUGGAGCUGGCCGUGCCGGCGUAGCCAUCAUCCGAAUCUCGGGUGCAGCGGUCGCGCACAUCUACCACUCGCUGUGUCUCACCUCGCGUCUGCAGCCGUACGUGCGGCUUCCGCCGGCGCACAAGCUGGUGGUGCGCAACGUGCACCAUCCGCACACGCGCGAGCUGCUCGAUGCGGGCGCGGGCGCGAUCCUGUUCCCUGCCGGCGCGAGCUAUACCGGCGAGACCUCGCUCGAGCUUCACAUCCACGGCGGCGUCGCCACGGUGAGCGAUGUGCUGGAUGCGCUUGGCUCGAUCCGCACCGAGGCGAGGGUGAGGCCGGCCGAGGCGGGCGAGUUUACGCGGCGGGCAUUUGAGCAUGGGAGGCUGGAUCUGGCGCGUGCAGAGGCGCUGCAUGCGCUCGUGCAGGCGGAAACGUCGAUGCAGCGCAGAGUGGCCGUGCAGGGCACAGCGGGGUUCCAGGCCAAGAGGUACGAGGCCAUGCGUGCGCAGCUGCUCCAGGCCAUGGCCAUGACAGAGGCGCUCAUCGAUUUCAGCGACGAAGACGGCGUGGAAGACGGCACGUGGAUGGCGGCCGUAGGCUCCGUCGAGCAGAUGGCGCAACUGCUACGCGGUGAACUCGGCGUGGACAGCGCGCAGGCUUGGCGCGGGGCGACGGGGACGCGUCAUGUCGGCGAGAUCGUAAGCGACGGUGUGCGGCUGGCGAUCUAUGGUCCGCCGAACGCGGGCAAGAGCUCGCUGCUCAACCGGCUGGCCGACCGCGACGCAGCGAUCGUGAGCGACGUCCCCGGCACCACGCGCGACGUGCUCCAGGUGCACCUCGACCUCGGCGGGUACAAGGUGAUCGUCUACGAUACGGCCGGUCUGCGCACGCGCGCGUGCGACGAGAUUGAGCGCAUCGGCAUAGCGCGUGCGCGCGACGCUGUCCAAUCCGCCGACCUCUCGCUCCUCGUCAUCCCUGCCGACUCCACCUCCAACCCACCCCUCCUCCGCCCGCACUCGUAUACCGCGCACGAUGCCGAUCUCGUCUUUAUCAACAAGACCGACCUCCAUCCCGAGUGCGCUCGAGUCUCCGGCGCAACAACGUGGAAGGGCAGCGUCAAGACCGGCGCGGGUCUCGCCGAGCUCAUGGCCGGCCUGGCGCAGCUGAUCCAGACCAAGUAUGCAGUGAGCACCACCGAGGCGCCGCUCAUCACCCACACCCGCCACCGCUUCCUCCUGCUCGAGUGCCUCGACCACAUCAACCGCUUCCUCGACCUGGCAAGAGCGCGCGAUCCGGACCUCGUGCUUGCGGCCGAAGAGCUGCGCUACGCCGCCAAGAGCCUCGGCAAGAUCACGGGCAACCAUCUGAGCGCCGACGAGAUCCUCGGCUCCAUCUUCUCCACCUUCUGCAUCGGCAAGUAG